CUAUUGGAUUUCAAUAUAAAAUUCUCCGAAUAUAUGACGGAAGAUGACCCCUUUUACCCCUCGGGCCAUAUACUCCGCUCUUAUGGGCCUAUAUAACACAUUGCCUCGCUCUCGCUGAGUUGAUGAUCAUAGGAGAAAGGAAAAUCAUCGAAACAGAUCUACGAGACUAACUAACCAUGAAGUCAGCACUCCUGCUCCUCCUUGCGCCGAUCGCGGCCCUAGCGGCUCCCGCCGAGCUGUCUGAGAGACAAGCCUCGGAGAGCAUCAACACUCUGAUCCAGGCCAAGGGAAAGAAAUACUACGGCACCUGUGCCGACCAGAACCGACUAACCACGGGCAAAUCAGCGGCCGUGAUCCAGGCUGACUUCGGACAAGUCACACCGGAGAACAGCAUGAAGUGGGAUGCGACCGAGCCUAGCCGCGGACAAUUCAACUUCGCUGGAGCCGACUAUCUCGUCAACUGGGCUACCCAGAAUGGCAAGAUGAUCCGAGGCCACACUCUCUGCUGGCACUCACAGCUGCCGGGAUGGGUCAGCCAGAUCCGGGACAAGGCGACGCUUACCAGUGUCCUCGAGAACCACGUCACGACGCUCGUGACGCGAUAUAAGGGAAAGAUCUACGCCUGGGAUGUCGUAAACGAGAUCUUCAACGAAGACGGGUCUCUCCGCCAGUCCGUGUUCUCGCAGGUACUCGGCGAGGACUUUGUCCGCAUCGCCUUCGAGGCUGCGCGCAAGGCAGACCCCGAUGCCAAGCUCUAUAUCAACGACUACAAUCUCGACCAGCCCAACUACGCCAAGGUGACGACUGGUAUGAUCAACCACGUCAAGAAGUGGAUCGCUGCCGGCGUCCCCAUCGACGGUAUCGGAUCCCAGGCUCAUCUUGGCUCUGGAUUGGCCUCUCAAGCUGGAGCCACCAUCAAGGCACUGGCCGCCACCGGCGUCAGCGAGGUAGCCAUCACAGAGCUGGACAUCGUCAACGCGCCUGCCAACGACUACGUCGCCGUGACCCAGGCCUGUCUCAACGAGCCCAAGUGCGUCGGUAUCACCGUGUGGGGUGUCCGCGACCCUGACUCAUGGAGAGCUCAAAACAAUCCUCUGCUCUUCGACUCCAACUUCAGCCCCAAGAGCGCGUACAACGCCAUCGUGAACACUUUGAAAUAAGCACAUCAACUAGGAGGAGAGCAACUCAAACUCAGAAAAGCUUUGCUUGGGUGCAAAUACGGGCACUGUCUUAGGCAGUUUGGUUGCGUACCAUGCCUGGGACUUUCGAGUCCCGUCACAUGUUUUGUACAUAUUCGUCCUAAACAGAAAGUAAAU
Messenger RNA from Xylaria bambusicola, 1316 nucleotides. RefSeq names its product family 10 xylanase. Lineage: Eukaryota; Fungi; Ascomycota; Sordariomycetes; Xylariales; Xylariaceae. Gene Ontology annotation, molecular function: hydrolase activity, hydrolyzing O-glycosyl compounds. Bases 177 to 1160 code for a protein of 327 amino acids. The record is from RefSeq and is a predicted model, not a curated record. The transcript is spliced from 6 exons. Gene Ontology annotation, biological process: carbohydrate metabolic process.